Molecule: messenger RNA, 1252 nt
Organism: Anolis sagrei ordinatus
Lineage: Eukaryota; Metazoa; Chordata; Lepidosauria; Squamata; Anolidae
Gene: CXCR4
Product: C-X-C motif chemokine receptor 4
Biological process (GO): G protein-coupled receptor signaling pathway; calcium-mediated signaling; immune response
Cellular component (GO): external side of plasma membrane; membrane
Molecular function (GO): C-C chemokine receptor activity; C-C chemokine binding
Source: RefSeq, a predicted model, not a curated record
UAUAAGGCGCGCGGGCGUGCAGUGGUGGUGUUGCCGGCGGCUCUGGGAACUUUGCUUUGCGUUGGGUUGUGAGACUUGGAGCAGCAGCAGCAGCAAUAGGCGCGCGCCAGCCAUGGACCUGCCUCCUGGAAUCUUUAUUUUCAUGUCCGAAAACAGCACUGAUGAACCAGGCUCUGGUGAUGAUGGGGACUACCAAGAGGUGUGUUUGCAGCAAGAAAAUGCCGAUUUCAACCGUAUCUUCUUGCCCACCAUCUUCUCCAUCAUCUUCCUGACAGGAAUCAUUGGCAAUGGCUUGGUUAUUGUGGUCAUGGGCUAUCAAAAGAAGCUGAGGAGCAUGACCGACAAAUAUAGGCUUCACCUCUCAGUGGCCGACCUCCUCUUUGUCAUCACGUUGCCCUUCUGGUCUGUGGAUGCCGUCAUCAGCUGGUACUUUGGGAAUUUCCUGUGCAAAGCGGUCCACUUCAUUUACACGGUCAACCUGUACAGCAGUGUCCUCAUUUUGGCCUUCAUAAGCUUAGACCGGUACCUGGCCAUCGUCCAUGCUACCAACAGCCAGAGACCCAGGAAGUUGUUGGCUGAAAGGAUUGUCUACGUUGGGGUUUGGCUGCCUGCCCUGCUCUUAACCGUGCCUGAUAUCAUCUUCGCCAGUACUAGCGAGGUUGGCGGGAAAUACGUCUGCCAGCGGUUUUACCCUCAUGAAACAUGGUUGAUUUCAUUCAGAUUUCAGCAUAUCCUAGUUGGCCUUGUUUUGCCUGGCCUCAUAAUCCUGACUUGCUACUGCAUUAUCAUUUCCAAGCUGUCCCACUCCAAAGGCCAUCAGAAGCGCAAAGCCUUGAAGACCACUGUUAUCCUGAUUGUUGCCUUCUUUGCCUGCUGGCUGCCCUACCACAUUGGCAUCAGCAUAGACACCUUUGUCCUCCUUGGAUUCAUCGAGAACGGCUGCACCUUUGAAGCGAUUCUGCACAAAUGGAUCUCCAUUACUGAAGCCCUGGCAUUUUUCCACUGUUGCCUGAACCCCAUACUUUAUGCUUUUCUGGGUGCCAAAUUCAAGACAUCUGCCCAAAAUGCUUUGACUUCUGUCAGCAGAGGCUCAAGUCUCAAGAUCCUUUCCAAAGGCAAACGAGGAGGACAUUCAUCUGUUUCGACAGAGUCAGAGUCUUCCAGUUUCCAUUCCAGCUAACAACGUCUUGCGUUUCUCUUUCUCCAUAUUUGUAAAGAAUGAGACUCUCUCUAUAUAUAAUACACACACAUA